This is a messenger RNA of Linum trigynum, 7965 nucleotides long. The record is from the annotation of a GenBank genome assembly. Lineage: Eukaryota; Viridiplantae; Streptophyta; Magnoliopsida; Malpighiales; Linaceae.
CCCCUCUACUACGACGUUUUAUCAAACAUGUCCUUCUACUAUUUAUUACAUCAAACAUGCUCAUGUACUUUGUAAAAACGAUCAAAUAUGUCAUUUUGUUUAAAUUUUCAUCCAAAAACCAUUAACCAAGGUCGAACUUUGGUUUGGGCGGCACAAAUGUCUAAAAUAUCCCUAAUAAUUUCACUUUAGAAUUUUUUUUGUUCUUUUGUAUAGCUAAAUAAUUCAAAUAAUUUCACUUUUAAGAGACCCAGAGAAAUAAAACGGGAGACAAAACUGACAUUUUCUCUCCCAUUUGCCGAUGUCGGGUUGUCUAAAUCUUGGUUCAGCCAUGAUUGACGAUUUUUUUCAAUGGAAAUUUUAACUGAAGGGCAUGAUUGAUAAUUUUUUCAAAGUACAGUGGCAUGUUUGCUGUAAAAAAUAGUAGAGAGACAUGUUUGAUAAAACAUCAUAGUAGAGGAGCAUAUUAUACUUAUAACCCUAAAAAUAACUAUAAUACCCUUAAACCAAAUAUCUAUGUUUCUACCAUAUACCAAAAAGUGUUACAUAAAUCAUAGUAGCUAGCCCUUGGUCAUUUGUCUUAACAAGAGGGUCAUAUUUAGAGAUUAAUGUGCGUGAUAUAUGAGUAAUCAAGAACGUGACUAUUAAGUAUGAGCUUAUCUGCUUUUGAUAAAUUUGAAGAGUUUUUUAUUUUAUUUUUAAGAAUGUAGCAUAAGCUCUAUUUGACUAAUACACCAGAAACUGAUAAGCAUUACUUAUUUCUUAAAGAUAAUAAUACAAAAAUACAUAACCAAUUUUGGAUUCAAGUUGUAAUUAUGCAUUUGAAAAUACCUACAACUUGUAAUAUAUGCAAUCUUCAACAAUAUCGUAUGGUAUGUAGUUGACAAAAAAUUUAUUCUAGUUUAAGUCUUGCUAGCCAGCCUAAUAAAACGCACAUCUUUAGCACUUUUGCUGAGAAUAUGAUUUUUCUUUGGAUGUGUAUUAUUAUAAUAUAUACAACCUACAAGGAGACAAUAGUACUACUGUCUACAGGAAAGCAAUUUGGCCUCCUUUUUUUCUUUUCUUUUAAAGAGUAGGUACCUAAUUACUAAUUAGUGUAUUACGCUUCCUCUCAAAAAAGAAUUAAUGAUUCCGUUAAACUUUCAGUCUCUUGCGUUACCAUACUUCUACAUCCUAAGAUCUAAACAUUGGAAACUAAAUUAUUGUAAAGAGUAUUGUUCAUCGUACAUAAAUUCUAUUUUUAAAUAAAAAACAAUUAUAUAGAGGGUAUAUAUAUAUAUAUAUAUAGACCAAAUUAUUUUAAUGUUGAACAUAAAAGGUCGGGAAAUGGCCUAAAAUAGAGACAAACACAUACAUCAUUGGAUUCAACUCCCUAGAUUAACAUCAUUGGAUUCAACUCCACAUAUUAACAAAUUCAAGUUAUAUAAACAUGUUAAAGCAAUGAGAGCGGAACAAGAAAAAAAUAUUGUUGGCUAAAUAUGGAUGAUUAGCUGAUUAGUCAUAUUUAUCCACAAAUAUUCCCAGAACUGCCAGAAGGAACCGAUCAUAUACGAAAUAAUAGUUUUUUCAGGUAGUAAAAAAACAAAAAGGAGAUAAGUUGGUGGUCAACUAGUGACUAAACCAUUUAUAAAAGAGCUCUUUUUUGUCAUAAUAUUGACAACUCUUUAUUACCUUUUUUUAUAUGGGUAGAAUCCUUGAUUUAUCUUUUAUCUGCGUAGGGAGAAUGUCCUAGACCGUACGGGUAGAAUCCUUGAUUUAUCUUUUAUCUGCGUAGGGAGAAUGUCCUAGACCGAACUACGAUGUAAGAUGAAAGUAGUGGAAAAAAAGGAUUCCUGCAAAUCUAACCAAUGAAAUUACAACCAUAUAUAAAACAUAAUUACAUAAAAACAAUUGAAGCCAUUGAUACAUGAACAAAUUAGUUUAGACAAUUUGUUCAUUGAAAAGCAUAAUUGAAGCCAUUGAAGCCAUAAGAUAAUUGAAGCCAUUGAAAAGCAUAAUUACCCAUUUAUUAGUUUAGACAUAUCCCAAGGGAUAUUAUAAUGUCUCCAAAAUUGAAAAUGAAAAAUCAAGAUUUUGGAUAGAUGGAUUAUGUGCUUUUUUAGUUACAAAUUUUUUUUUUUUUGCCUACUACUAAUUAGCUAUUGGACCCGAGUAAAGAAAAGGGUAAAAGGGGAGGUUAUACAACUUGGAAAGUGAUAAUUAUUGUGCAUAAGUCAAGGGUAGGGUGACUAUACGGUCCGGUCCGGUUAAAUUGGCUUAAAUUGAUCUAGUUCAGUCCGUUCUUUUUGAAAAUAUAAGGACCAAAGAUUGGAUUGGAUACAGUCUGGUCUUGACCCGUUCCGGUCCGGUCUUGACCAGGCCCGGUCCCAAUUCGGUUUUGAUUUUAUAUUGAGCUUGUGGGGAUUUGAGUGACCUAAGGCCUGAAAGGGUGAGGAGUUGGUUAAGUUUUGUACUAAGUGCAAAGGUUUGUGACCGUUUAUGCAAAUUACCCUUAAGUUUUGGGUGUUGAGCUCUCUUAUCCGGUCUUUAUACAGUUUUCGAUCCGGUCCAGAAUGAUUUUUUAUCUCAAAUCUAAGCCUAAAGAUUGGAUUUGAUUAUUUACUAUCUGGUCCCGGUCCGGGUUAUAUGAUCCGGUUUCGGAUAAAACCAAAAAAUUCGGACCGAAUAACCAGCCCUAGUCAAGUGACAGUCCUCCUCUCGGGUCGGGGUAAACCGGACAACGAAUUGGACGGCAUGGUAUGCGGGUCCCGGCCCGAAGGAUGGUUGGCGCGGUUCGGUUAAGGCUGUCUCCCGGGUGUCACUAUGGGGCAUGGCCCGCAUGGCCUAUAAAUGAUUUUUUUUUUUUUGUAUUGUAGAUAUUAAUACCUUUGACUUAAGAAUUAGUGCUAAGAAAAAAUUUGGUAUUAACUAAUGUACAUAUAUUUUUACCUUUGACUUAGGAACGAAGAGUAAUUAUAAUGAACACCAAUUAUUACAAAGCAAAGCAUGAUCGAAGAACAUUUUAUUUAUUUUUGGAUGAAUAAUUACUUGCUGCCCCCAAACCCUCCAAAAGCUUACUGAUGAAAGUGAUGUGACAAUAAUUAUUGCUUAGUCUGAAAUAAUGAAACAUUAACACAUGCAUGAAUAUCCCUUGACAGCUGCAAAAUCAUAUUACAAGAAUAUUAAUUUUAAUUAAUUUUCUCAAUAGUUUUGUGAAUGACUUCAUGCUCAUCACAACCUGACAUCACUUAGUGUUCAAUCUUUUGUACUUCUCAUGGAUAUCCGAGUGACAAAAGUCGAUACACAUGCAAGCUUCAUACAUAUGAUUAGAAAUAUACGAGAAUUGUGUUCUGCAUUUGAGAGUUAAAGUAGUUGGUAAUGCUUUACCUCCCCCAUCUCUCUAGCUGCCAUGGUUCAAAUCCCCAAAGUCUACGAUUUCGCGAUAUCGUGAUAAGUAAGUAGUACAUUAUUAUCACGGACCUAGAGGUUUAAUUAUGACACUAGUGUGGAAUCAUUAGCCUGUAUGUAUGUAUAUAUUGUCUGAUUGGAUCAAGAUCCUGCAAUUUGCCAAGUAACACGACAGCACAGUUGAUCAAAUUCAUCAGGGAAAAAAUUGUUUGCUGUAAUGACAACCCAACAACGAAAAAUUAAUCAAAGUGGGACUGCGGGCAGCAGAAAAAGCCGAAAGACAAAGAUAUCAUGCGCCAGAAAUAGAGAAUAACAUGCCCGAUCCUGGGAGGAAAGGAAAACUUGUCCGCUAAUCCACAUUGUGAGUCCCUAAUUAAUACAUAAAAUACAGCUGCCCCAAAAUCUCCGCCAGUUCAAGUACAGCUGUGGCUCGACGGCGCCGGAUUAUUGCCAGAAGGUCGGCAUCAGAGCCGACGGCGGCGAGGGUUGAUGAAUCCAGAGGCUGUGCAAUUAGCGGCCAUACAUUCUGCCAAGCUGGUGGUAUGUGCCUUCAUCAUGGAUUGCUCUCAUUGACUUAGGUGGGGCCUGCGACAACCCAAAUCGGUUAAUGGCGGGCCCACUAAAUUGUGUUGAUGGAUACUCGUACCCCUAAAUUAACAAAGGCUGCAAAUGAGCCGAGUUUUGUUUAGUUCAAGCUCUUCGUAUUAAUAAACGAGUCGAGUUUGUCGUUGUCUUGUUUACUAAAAAUUUGGCUCUUGUUUUUCUCGAACCUGUCUAAUUAAUGAACUUGCGAGCUUUUUACUUAAUCCUGACUCGUCAAUAAGAUCACGAGUUCGACUAAUUUAUUCUAAAUGGUUGAUCCCUUAACCUUAAUAUUUGUAUUUCAUGUAUAAUACAUGUGUUCUAUGUCAUGAUGAAGAAAAUAACAAUAGUCAACUUUUCUUCAUUAAUUGAUCUCACGUUUAUAUGCACUAUUGGUAUCGUGCUGUUAAGUUCUUAUCAUGUCAUUUCAUAUAGUAAUUAGCAUCUUACGAAAUUUAUGGUACAUAAUUUCUCUUUUAAAUUUUAAUAAGACGUACGAUGCACUCAAGUACUCACUGUCUUAAAUAUCAUGUAGGAAGAGAUAUAGAAUUUAACAAACCUACGAAAUAUCAACAAGUCAGCUCAUAAGAUAUAGAUUGAUUCGCUCAUAAACUGGUAGUCAAGUUGGCUCACUAGUCACAAUGUUGAGACUUGAGAUAUCAUGAGUAAAAAAAAAAAUUCAACUAACGAGGUGAGAUCAACAAGCCAUUGAGUCGAAUUGACUUGCGAGACUCGCUAGCUGAACCAGACUUAGUUCAAACUCAACUCAUUAAUAAACGAGUCGAGUUUAGAACGAGAUUUUCUGAAUCAAAUAUUGAGCAGUUAGUGAACAACUCAGCUCACUUGCAACCCCCAGGUGACAUGUACUAUAAUAUGCAAACCGAUUACUUGCAGUGAGUAGCCAAUAUUGGAGCAGUUAAUGGCUAUAUUUGUUUGUUUAUUUAAGUUUGAAACGAGGAAGAAUUAAUUAGAUUAGGUUUCUUAGUUUGUUCAUGAUUUAACGAGGCGGUUGAGAGAAGGAAUAAAAAUCUUGAGGAUUUGAUUUGAUUCGAGUACUCUUAGUUGCUCUCAUGAAAUUAGGAGCCAUGACUUAGGAAUGAUGGGGAAGACAGGUGCUACCUAUGCAUAUUGAACGGCGGGUCAACUUCGGUAUUAAUGUUGGGCAUAGGUUAAUUGGUUCAAAGUCAAUUCAAUUCUCAAUAUAUUAGCAGGUGUUGAUGUGACUUGAAUCGGACUAUCAGCUGUUACGACUGGCAGUCGGGGGUCUCGCUGGAGAAGUUAUGGGUUUGAUCUGUAACCGUUUCCUUUGCCAGAUUGGAUUAGUUUUAGACCCACAUGGAGAAGUACUAUAAAUACUUCUCAUACUCCUCUGUAAUCUGUAAUAUCCUCGAUAUAGUAAAACUGGCUCUCUCUCGCCUGUGGACUAGCUAACACACAUCGUGUUAGUGAACCACGUAAAUCGUGUAUCUGUGUUUUUCGAUUCUCGCUUUCGUAUUCUUGCUUUAUCGAUUCCGGCAAUUUCCUGAUCCGUAGCAGCGCGUUUAUAACAGCGGGAAAUAUAUGCAACCAUCUAAAAUUCUUUAUAUGCAAAAUUGAGCGGCUCAAAUAAUAAUACGACUGAAAGGACCAAAAUUAUUGGAGAAAUGAUUCAAAUGAGGGUCAUCGUAAACGAUUCGAGUUGAGUUUUCAUAAAGUUUUCAUCCGAUUCAUUAAUAAAUGAGUCGAGUUCGAGCUUGGCCUGUCUACAAAAACCUUGAUUUGUGUUUGAUUCGAGCUCUACCUCAGGUAUCAUAUCAUUUGGUUCAUAAUUAUUAAUUGUUCAUAUCAUGUUAUUUAUAACAAUUAAUAUAUGAGCAAUUUAUGAUACACUAGACAUAUUUAAACACGUGCUCAAAUUCGUAGAAUGGUGAGAUACAUAAAAUGUAAAAACCUAUGAAUUAUCAACAAACCAAUGAUAAACCGUUGAUCAAUUCGCUCAUAAGUUGCAAGUUGCGGUGACUCGCUAGCCAUAUUGUCGAGCUAUCCCAUAGCUCAAAUCGCACUAGCUCAUGAGUUGAGCUCAACAAGCCACCGAGUCGAGCUGACUUACGAGUCUUAUAAGCCAAACACGGGUUAGUUCAUAUUUGACUCGUUAGUACCAAGUCGAGUGUCAAACGAGCUUUUUCAUUUACACAACCCUAGGAGAUAGUAAGUUGUAACCACAUUAUAGACGAGUCAAAAUAACCGCACAAAAAAAAAUCGAGCCCUGGGCCAUUUUAUCCCAAUUUCACUGGGCCAAAAUGUACAUAGGCUACAGAGCUUCUAAUGUGACGACGAGACCAAGUGAUUCAUUUUCCUCCCUCCGAUCAAUUAUGGGCCCAAAGCCUUUGAUGCCCAAUCUUCACCAUCAGCUCCAACUUCUUGAAGCCCAAUCGGAACGACCGUAGCCAGGACAGACAAAAGGAUGUACGCAAGUAACUCCACGGAAACCGCCAUGGAAUCUUCCAUAUCGUUCUCGCAUCAGCAGUAGAAGAACACAGGAAUCGAAAGAAAGGCUAACUAGUGAAGGUCUGAGAAGAGAUUACCUUCGCCCUCAAGCUUCCAAGUUCCCGUUACCGCUUGCAGAAGAAUCGCUAUUUCCAACUUGGAUCCGUAACGCCGUUGCGCACCGCUCUUCGGAGCUCCGUCUGAUAGAUCCUCAUCCGUCGCCGCCGUCCGAUGUCGUCCCCGGGAGAGUACUAUCAUUCUCUUCCACCCAUCACCAAGGCUUAUGGCACCGUGUGCCUGGCGGUUACUACAGUAUGUUCGCUCAAGCUGCUUCAUCCGGCGUAUAUAGCAUUGAUAUAUGAGGACGUGUUGUACCGAUUUCAGGUGUGGAGGCUUUUUACUAGCUUCUUCUUUCUUGGGAAUUUCUCCAUCAAUUUCGGUAUUCGCCUCUUGAUGAUAGCAAGAUAUGGUGUUCAAUUGGAGCAGGCAACAUUCGACAGGCGUACCGCUGAUUUUCUCUGGAUGAUGAUCUUCGGAGGCCUGACUCUUCUGGGUCUGUCUGCCAUCCCUUUUCUGUGGAACCCUUUCUUGGGCAUUUCACUUGUGUUCAUGCUGCUUUAUGUCUGGAGUAGAGAGUUCCCAAAUGCUCAAAUCAACAUAUAUGGCCUGCUGAAUAUUAAGGCAUUUUAUCUACCCUGGACCAUGCUUGCCCUGGAUGUUAUUUUCGGGUCUCCAAUUUUGCCCGAUCUUCUGGGAAUCAUCGCGGGUCAUUUCUACUACUUCUUGACGGUGUUGUACCCGCUCUCAACUGGGAAAACCUAUCUGAAGACCCCAAGAUGGGUACAGAAGCUGGUGAGAAGAUACAAAAUAGGAGCUCCAGCAACAGUGAACUCCCGAGCGGCAGCUCAGCCCGAGCAGCAGCCGGGCACAGGAUCAGCCUUCAGGGGAAGAUCCUAUAGACUCAGUGAUUAGUCAGUUUUCUUCUCACCCUUUUGUUAGGAAUGUCGAUACAAAAACUAAGGAAGCAGGUUGUAAAGAAGCUUGUCAGAGGGAGUUGAAGAGAAUCAAUCUGCUCGAUUUGUUGAUCCUUUACUUAUGGAGCUGUGGGUAGCGUUUUUAUGCGUCAUCGGUGUUUAUUUCACGAGGCCGGAAUCCAGUCCUUGUCUAAACAGAGGGAUGAAGUAGUUCAUUUGUUGGGCAGAUUGAUUUUCUUUUCAUUACUUGCAUUAUUUACUCUCUAAUUGUGGAGAUUUCGAAAUAUGAUUCUCCUGGAACUUCCGUAUCCUCAUGCUAUGUCACAUGGUUUCAGGCUAUCUAUACAGAGUAAAUUGUAAACCACAAGAACAAUUACAAUUUUUGAGGUUAUGGUAAUCUACUUAUUAUGUCAGAACUAAAGACAAACGUUAGCACUCGCCGAGUAGCAUCGACUAGUUUGAAGCCAUCACUUAUGGAAUAUCUUCGUCUUAUUAUUUUUAUAUAUUGCUUCACUCUUAAAAUUGAUUAGAAACGCCUCAAUGAACAUGUCAAUGUCUC